Paramecium pentaurelia is the source of this 862-nucleotide messenger RNA. NCBI's taxonomy places the organism in Eukaryota, Ciliophora, Oligohymenophorea, Peniculida, Parameciidae. The record is from the annotation of a GenBank genome assembly.
AUGUAAGACGAUUUUAAUUCUCAUCCUGAGAUCAUGAAAUCACAGCUAAGCAUGCUGCCUCCUAUUGAAUAAUAUACUUUACAGUAGUUAGCUAAUAAACGAAAAAUAAAUUUCAAUAUGAUGCUUUCAUUACCGGUUUAAUAUUAUAUUUCUAUUUGCAGUUUCUACUGAAAGACAAAGCCUUAGAAGAUAGAAAGGAUACUAUUGCAAUAUAUAGAAAACAUAAAUUUGAGCCUUUAAAACCUUAACAACAUAAAGUGACUUUGAUUAAUAAUGGUCGCAUUCAUUGUACUGAGUUUUGGUCAGAUAAAUAUCAAAGCACUGCUUUAAGAGAUUCUCAUAUUGAUAGAAAUUUAGAUAAAUAUAGACAGAUCAUAAAAAAUAACAUCUAAGAUUAUUUAAUUAAAUUUGAUAUGCAAGCUAAAGAAUAAUUGGAAGAAACAAAAAGGUAUUAAUUAAAUAGAUUCAAGAAUUAAAUAUUAAGAAAUCUUCAAAAAGCAAUGUUCUAUCUCUGAUGAAGAGUUUGAACUAUCAAAUAAUUAGUUAAAUCUUAUUUAAUGCACUUAAGAUGAAAUUAUUAAUUAUUAUAGAGAGAUAAAAUAGCAUGAUUCUGCUAAAAAGACUAGUUUAAGAAAUCUUGAUAAGAUAACAUGUAGUAGUGUAAAAUAAAGUUUUAUUGAAAAAUUUGAUAAAGUAAUUACUACUUGUGAUCGAAAUUCUAUUGCAUCCAAUAGAAAUUCUUUAGAUAGCAUUAAGUAUUAAUAAUAAUAUAUAAAAUUCUAGAACUUGUGGAUAUGUGAAUGUUAAAUAAAGAACUAAACAUAUUGUUGGUAGCAAAACAAGUAGAAGUCAUUAUAAUUGA